AUGGCUGCCGCAACUGCUACCCGCACCUUUUCCAAAGCUGUCGCACGCGGCACAGCUUCAGCCACCUCGUCCCUCCGUCUCGCUGCUCGCUCCUCACGAUCCAGUGCCGCUGCGAAACAGUUCUUCCAGCAAUCAUCCCGCCGCCAAUAUUCCUCCCAGUCGGCUCCCAGAUCCUCAAACACUACCACCGCCGCCUACGGCAGCGCAGCAGCCGUCGCCGCUCUCGCAGGAGGCUACUAUUACUUCACCACCCAGGGUACGGCAGGAGACGGAAGGAAAAUUCUUCUCGAAAGUCCUGAGGCUCUGAAAAAGGGCAGCGCAGGACAAUCCGCUGGGGUUUUCAAACCCACCGUUGAAGAUUACCAGAAAGUGUACAACGCCAUUGCAAAGCAGCUCUGGGAGAUGGAUGAUUAUGACGAUGGCAGCUAUGCUCCCGUGCUAUUGCGUCUGGCGUGGCAUGCGUCCGGGACUUAUGAUGCUGCUACAGGCACUGGAGGAAGCAACGGCGCAACCAUGCGAUUUGCCCCCGAGUCCGAGCACGGUGCCAACGCCGGCCUGAAGAGUGCCCGCGACUUCCUGGAGCCCAUCAAGGCCCAGUUCCCCUGGAUCUCAUACUCCGACCUGUGGACCCUUGGUGGUGUCUGUGCUGUCCAAGAGAUGUCUGGACCCAUCAUCCCCUGGAGACCCGGCCGACAGGAUAGGGACGUCGCAUUCUGCACACCGGACGGCCGCCUGCCCGACGCCUCCAAGGGCCCAGAUCACAUCCGAGCCAUCUUUGGCCGUAUGGGUUUCAAUGAUCAAGAGAUGGUGGCCUUGUCCGGUGCUCACGCCGUUGGCCGAUGCCACGCCAACCGCUCAGGAUUCGAUGGACCCUGGACCUUCUCCCCGACCAUGUUCACAAACGAUUUCUUCCGCCUGCUCAUGGAGGAGAAGUGGGGCUGGCGAUCCUGGAAGGGACCCAAGCAAUACGAAGAUGCCACGACCAAGAGCCUGAUGAUGUUGCCUACCGACAUUGCCUUGAUUCAGGACCCCAUCUUCAAGACGUGGGUGGAGAAGUAUGCCAAGGACCAGGAUUUGUUUUUCAAGGACUUUUCGGAUGUCCUGUGCAAGAUGUUCGAAUUGGGCGUCCCCUUCAAGUCGAAGCCCGAAGACCGGUUUCACUUCAAGCCGACCAUUGAUGAGGCUUGA
Fonsecaea nubica is the source of this 1188-nucleotide messenger RNA. RefSeq lists its product as hypothetical. The transcript has a single exon. Gene Ontology annotation, molecular function: peroxidase activity; heme binding. Gene Ontology annotation, biological process: cellular response to oxidative stress; response to reactive oxygen species; hydrogen peroxide catabolic process. Lineage: Eukaryota; Fungi; Ascomycota; Eurotiomycetes; Chaetothyriales; Herpotrichiellaceae. Bases 1 to 1188 code for a protein of 395 amino acids. The record is from RefSeq and is a predicted model, not a curated record.